Aquila chrysaetos chrysaetos is the source of this 741-nucleotide messenger RNA. Its product is annotated as homeobox protein ARX-like. The coding region runs from base 1 to 540 and encodes 179 amino acids. The record is from RefSeq and is a predicted model, not a curated record. The transcript has 3 exons. Lineage: Eukaryota; Metazoa; Chordata; Aves; Accipitriformes; Accipitridae.
AUGGCCGCCCCGCUCCACGCUGCCACGCCCCCAGUGACCCCCGCCUCUCGCCCUCGUGGCGCUGGGCGGGGCGUGACGCGCCUGCGCAGUGUGAGGAGCGCCGGGCUGCAGUCGAGGCGCCGGGCGCGGAGCCGGCGGCUUGAGAGCGGCGCGGCUGUGGGAAGGCGCGGGGGGCCCGGCCGCCCCCGGGACGAGCCUAGCCUAGCCUGGAGCGGCGGCCACCCGCUGCGGCUGCCGGCCCGGGCAGCGGGAUGCGCCGCCCGCCGCACUAAGGCGGCGACGAGCCCCGAGGCGAAGCGAGGCGGUGCAGCGCGCCGAGCCGAGCCCAGCCUGAGGCGAGCCCCGCGGCCGUGUGUGAGCGCGACUGAGGCGGCGGCGGCGGCGGCGGCGGCUCCUGCCGGCGGCUUCCUCGGGGCCGUCGCGGGGCUGUGCGGAGAGGGGGCCGCGGCGCCGCCCCCGCCUCCUCCCCUCGCCCGGCACGGGCAGAGGCAGGUGGGCGGCCGGGGCUCCCCCGCGGCGGCGGGCGGGCGGGCGGCAUGAGCGCGGCGCCCUGAGGGGCCGGCGGAGAGGGGGUCGCCCCGAGCAGCCUCCCCCCCACCCCGGGGGGCCGCGUUCGACGGAUCGGACUCGGCCGGGACCUGCCAUGACUCCGCUGGCUCCUCCCAUGGCAUGAGCCCGUGCUCUCCUCCCCCCCCUCCGCCUGCUUUCGGUCUUUCUCCGCUCCUGGGCUGUCAGAUGGGA